AUCGGCCGACCAAGGAUGACAUCCGGCAUGGAGUUUGGCAGAAGUCCAGACCAUCACUCGGAGCUAAGUCAAGCGACACAAGCGGUGGCCCAGCUUGGCCCAAACCACCCCCUGGGCGUUCUGAGCAACUUGACGGCCCUUAACAUGAACGUGCCGAGCCUUUCGGGGCUGGCGUCGGGCCUCCAUCAUGGGGAUGUGCUGGAGAAGCUGAAGAUGCAGGUGCGCGAAAUGAAGGUCGGAGCGUUGAUGGGCGAGCAGAUGGCCGCGGACUUUGCGGCCUCCCUGCACGCCUCCUCCCCGUUCGGGGCGGCCCUCGCGGCCAGCGCGGUCAAUGGGGCCGCCAACGGGGCGCUCGGAAUGUUCGCAGGGGUCGGCCGAGAUGGGGCCGAGCUUCGCGGCAGUGCCGGUGGCAGCCGGGACGCAUCGGGGAGCGGUAGUUCUGGUUCCGGUGGUGGCGUCGCCGCCAGCGGCGGGGGAUCGCAGGGUCUAUCGAGUGGCGCUCAAAAUGGGGCCAAUUUCUCCUUCACGCUGCCGAACGCUCCGAUCAGCAAAGACGGCAAUCCCGGUUCCAAUUCGUCAACCUCGAGCGAAACGUCGAACUCGUCGCAGCAAAACAACGGCUGGAGCUUCGAGGAGCAAUUCAAACAAGUACGACAGCUGUACGAAAUCAACGAUGACCCGAAGCGGAAGGAAUUCCUGGACGACCUGUUCCUGUUCAUGCAAAAGCGAGGAACGCCAAUCAAUCGUCUGCCGAUCAUGGCCAAAUCGGUGCUGGAUCUGUACGAGCUGUACAACCUGGUGAUUGCCCGCGGCGGGCUCGUCGACGUGAUCAACAAGAAGCUGUGGCAGGAAAUCAUCAAGGGUCUGCAUCUUCCGUCGAGCAUCACCAGCGCCGCGUUUACUCUGCGCACACAGUACAUGAAGUAUCUCUACCCGUACGAGUGCGAGAAGAAGAACCUGAGCACGCCCGGGGAGCUGCAGGCGGCCAUCGAUGGUAAUCGGCGCGAGGGUCGUCGUUCGAGCUAUGGCCAUUUUGAUUCGCCGUCGGUGCAGCGUUCGCCGAUACCGCAGAGCAUCUCGCAAUUGCCGCCCCUGUCGCUGGUGUCGCACGUCAACCAGCAGCAGCAGCAGCACCAUCACCACCACCGGCUACUGCCGCCGGUCGGGCAGCUGCCGAACAUUCUGCCGGCCGAGUUCGAGCAGCGCAUGCUCGACUACAUCAAGCUGUUCCAGCCGAAGGAGAUGGCCCGCGCCCAGAGCCCGGACCAGGCCAGCAAGCUGUCGGCCCUGAACGCGCUCGAGAUCUCGCGCGUCGCCCUGUGGAACAUGUACAAUCCGGCCCCCAACAGCCCGCCGAACUCGCUCAACACCAGCCCGGAGAACAACAUGCAGAGUGCGCUCGAUCUGUCGGAAUCGCCGGACCACGCCAUGGCGUCGAUCAAACGGGAACGGGCGGAGCAUCAUCCGGUUGACUUUAGUGACCCGCGCGACUACAGCACCGGACUACCGCCGCCGGCCAAGCGCAGCCAUCUGGGUCACCAACACCAUCACCACAGCCGCUCGCUGACGCCGCUCAAGCUGCACAAUUCGUCGCACGACGAGGACGAAGUCCGGUCCGGUUCCGGCACGCCGAUCAAUCUGCGGGAAAACGGAGGCAGCUCCAGUCUGCACCAUCACCACCUCCACCACCACCAUCACCACAAUCCCGACGAUGAGGAUUCCCAGGGUGAAGAUUCCCAGGAGGGGCCGACGGAGGAAAACAACAUGAUUCACCAUCAUCCGCUGGCCCUUAGUCUGGCCGACCACCAUCACCGCGAACGCGAGCGAGCUCACCAACAGGUGGCAGCACAUGUCGCUGCCCGGUUCGUCGAUAAUUUUGGACACGAAGCAGCGCCACCUGAAGCAGAAAAGCUGAAGCAACACAUGGCCACGCUGGAUCUUAGUAUUUUGGACCGCGAACGGCUGCGCUGCGAUAGUGCCGAUAAGCUGAAGCAGCGUCAACAGAAGCAGCAACAGCAACAGCAGCAACAGCAACAGCAGGAGCAGCAACACCAAAGGCAACAGCAGCAGCAGCAAGCAUCGAAGCUGGCGAAGAACGGAAAUGGCGAUCACCGGCUCAGCUUAACACCGGACAGCGAGUUUCACCACGCAAAAACCAGCUCGGCGGCGACGGCACCGGCAACCGGUGCCGGUGGGUCUGGUCUGCCGGAUCCGUUCAGCUCGCCGCUCGGUAUCACCGGCAUGCAGUUCAAGCUCAUUAGCCGAGGUGAUGCCAGCAAGGGCGACCAGAAGCUGGUGGUGACGAUGGAGUUUAAUGGCGUGCAGUACGAGGGUGUCCUGUUUGCCAACCCGAUGCCCCUGUCCUCGACCACCGCACCGUCGGCAUCGACACCACCGUCCUCCUCCAUUUCGGCCACAUCCGCCUCACCCAUCGGAUCGCUGGUGUCGCCGGUGAAGACUGCCACGAUUUCGGCGCUGGACGAACGUGGCGAGAGUGGCGGCGAUGUCUCCGGUUCCGCCGACCCUGCAUCCGCAGCCCUCAGCAGCAACACGAGUGGGGCACCACUAAUGGCCCACAGUUCCCCGGGUGCGGUGUCCUUCUGUAGCACUCAGAAGACCGAAAGCGGUGCUCCGGCGAUGGUUCCGAUGGCGUUAGUCGCUCCCGGAAGCGGCAGUCCCACGGCUGGAUCGCUGAUGUCGUAA
Molecule: messenger RNA, 2703 nt
Organism: Anopheles cruzii
Lineage: Eukaryota; Metazoa; Arthropoda; Insecta; Diptera; Culicidae
Gene: retn
Product: protein dead ringer
Exons: 9
Coding region: 16-2703 (895 amino acids)
Biological process (GO): regulation of transcription by RNA polymerase II
Cellular component (GO): nucleus
Molecular function (GO): DNA binding
Source: RefSeq, a predicted model, not a curated record